CCAACGACGUGCCUGCCUGCCUUGCCUUGCUCUUUCUCUCUCGGCAAGGAUGCAGCCGACCGACAGCGAAACCUCCGUGGCUGACGGCCUGACUAGCUACCCGCCUCUUGUAUUAAACAUCAGACAUAUACCUGCUCAAUUAAUAACACGUCUCCCCAUCUCUCUUCACUGAUUUUCUGUGCAUGCACGUUGCAGACAUUUCUCAUCCCUUGCAUCGCCAAAUGCGUCAUCUGCUUCAUCGAUACCGGGUACGCUGAUGGCGCAAACAACUAUCGUGAACUUUAUCCCCCUUCACCCGCCCAAAGCAUAUGUAAGAUGGUUUAUAGACCUGCCACGCCCUGUUCUCGGACCGCAACAGUAUUCAACUUGUCGAAGCACGCCUUGCCCUUUUACUGAUUGUUCACGCUGCCUGAGCAUCUAG
This is a messenger RNA of Periconia digitata, 421 nucleotides long. Lineage: Eukaryota; Fungi; Ascomycota; Dothideomycetes; Pleosporales; Periconiaceae. The record is from the annotation of a GenBank genome assembly.